CUUACAAACCGAACAAAACUAAACCAGAUGUCUUAAAUGUUCCCAUCUCUCAACAACUCUUUCCUCUCGGUUUCUUUCAUAUAAAGUUUGUAGCUUUAAAUCUUCAGUGUCAGGUUUUGGUGGGGAUUAUUAUUGUUAGUGAAGAAGCAAAAAAACAAUGGGGGAGGAAGCGAAGAUCUUCACUCUUUCAGAAGUUUCAGAGCACAAUCACGCUCAUGACUGUUGGAUUGUCAUCAAUGCAAAGGUGUACAAUGUAACCAAGUUCCUUGAAGACCAUCCAGGUGGAGAUGAAGUUCUCUUGUCUUCAACAGGUAAGGAUGCAACGGAUGAUUUUGAGGACGUGGGGCAUAGCGAGAGCGCGAGAGAGAUGAUGGAACAAUACUACGUUGGAGAGAUUGAUCCCACAACAAUCCCAAAGAAAACCAAAUACACACCUCCUAAACAGCCUCACUAUAACCAAGACAAGACCUCUGAGUUCAUUAUCAAGAUCCUCCAGUUCCUAGUGCCCAUUGCCAUUCUCGGUUUGGCAGUUGGGAUUCGUAUCUACACCAAGUCAGGAUAGUCUUCUUUUUACUGACCACCGUAUCUACCAUAUAUAGAGAGUUAGAGAUUUAAGUCUUUUGAGAAGACAAAUCUCUAAGUCUCUCCCUUUGUUCCUGUCUCUCUGUUCUCAUAUGUUGUUGUGUGAACGUGUUUUGCAUUUGUUUCUUACGUGUUGUGUUGAAGUUGCAUUUAAACAAGCAGUCUUGCAGAAAUGCAGCUUAUAUUAAUCUAAAUAUAAUUCAUAGUGUGAAAGCAAAGUUUUAUGACUUUUGAGUG
Messenger RNA from Brassica rapa (field mustard), 819 nucleotides. RefSeq names its product cytochrome b5. The record is from RefSeq and is a predicted model, not a curated record. Gene Ontology annotation, molecular function: heme binding. NCBI's taxonomy places the organism in Eukaryota, Viridiplantae, Streptophyta, Magnoliopsida, Brassicales, Brassicaceae. Gene Ontology annotation, cellular component: endoplasmic reticulum; membrane.